GAUUUUUCCGCACGGAUUAGUGUUCCGAGUUAGGAAAAAAUCGCGGACGUUUCGGCUGUUUUCGAUCUAUAAUAAGCCCGAAUGUAUUCAAGUGCCGUCCAGCGCAAGGAACUGGGCGAAUGGUAUCCUUUCAUAUAGAAACUUUUUUUCAUAACUCUGUUGGCUUUUUUCACUGGUAUGUAUUCCGUUAGAGGCAAAGCGAUAAAAUAAAUCAAAAUCUUUCACUAGUAUAGGUAUUUGUCCGAAAGGGAAUUUUCUUUCGGAAUACUUUUCUUUUGAAUACUUUUCACCGUCAGAAAACGAUAUCUUUUUAGCAUUUUUCUUUUAAAACUGAAAUAAAAUGGAAUUAAAUAUUUGGAAUACCUACAUAUACACUAGAUAUCGUGCUCUACACAAUGGUGAAGAUCCUGAGGCUCUAGCAUGUAUGAUUUACAAAUAGCAAGCAAAAUGAUAGUGUAGGAGUGCACGAAUAAUUUGUCAAUCCACUGUACAAUUUCUUGUAUCAUUGAGGUCGAUCACCCAGUCGCUCAUUGAUCAAAGGUUUAGCACGUUCAACGAAUGGUCGAUUUUCAUUUAUCGCACCUGAUAGAUCGGUUGAUGUAUACGUUGCUGAACAGUUAGAAAAAGCUUUAGAACCAUGUCUGACAAAUUUAAAAGUGAACUGGAAUUUGACUACAGCAACUGGUCUAAUUCAUCAAGCACCAAAUAAAAUACCACCAAUCUAUGCAAACGAUCGUCUAAUAAUAUAUGCCUUAGUUGAUGACAAAUUCGAUCACGAUAGUGGAACAGUUGAGAUUUUAAAUAGCCAAAAUACGUUGAUAGCAGCAGCUCAGGUACAAAAUGCCAAUGUAUCAGUUGAUCAAACAACAACUAUCGCUCGUCUUGCUGCUAAAUCGUUAAUUCAAGAAUUACUAUAUUCAAAAGAGAUCGGCUCAGCUCAACCUCGUCUUAAACAAAAUAUAAAACAACGUAUUAUUGAUUUAUCAUUGAAAUAUCAAAUAUUAUCGCCGUAUACCGCAUUUUUUGGGAUUGAAACGCGUUCAAAUGGUGCUGGAGAUAAUUUCAACAUGGUUCUAAGUGAAAUACCCAUUGAAAUUGCGGAUGAUGAUAAAUACAUACAACCGUUCUAUGUAAACCGUUCUAUGAAAAAAUCGGUAUGA
Didymodactylos carnosus is the source of this 1160-nucleotide messenger RNA. NCBI's taxonomy places the organism in Eukaryota, Metazoa, Rotifera, Eurotatoria, Philodinida, Philodinidae. The record is from the annotation of a GenBank genome assembly.